This is a messenger RNA of Prorocentrum cordatum, 686 nucleotides long. NCBI's taxonomy places the organism in Eukaryota, Dinophyceae, Prorocentrales, Prorocentraceae. The record is from the annotation of a GenBank genome assembly.
GAGGCCGGCGGCCACAUCGUCACCCUCAAGUUCGAAGGCGUGAAGCUGACGAGCCCCCCGGCCCUCCCGGAGUGGGGCGACGAGUCCUGGCAGAUCACGAAGGCGGACGCCGCGAGGAACCUUCACAAGCAGGGGGGGAUGCACCCGAGCGUCAUAGCAAGGUGUCUCGAGUCCAGCGAGGCGGAGAUCGAGUGGAUGUGUGCGGAGGCCGACAAGUCGCCGAGCCAGAGCAAGCAGCGUCAGCGCAGCGGCAGAGCCAGGCAAGAGGCAGCGCCAAGAGAGCCGUCUGGGACCACAACUACUACUUUUUGGUCAAGAACCCCAAUCUGGACGAGGCCAAGCUGUCGAUCACGUACGAGGAGGCGAGCAAGAAGACCACCCUGACGAACGAGAUGGUCCUGAGCCGGGAUCUUCUCUCGAAGGAGAUCGACACUCGCGGCGACGCCUCGGGCCGGCCCGCCCAUGCGGCCAGCGGCUUCAGCCAGGCGGUGGACUGGGCCCUCCAGGAGAAGCGGGAAGGGCAAGGGCCACGACGUGUCGCUGAAGGAUCCCUCGUCGUCCAGCUCUUCGCCCUCGGCCCGAACCUGCUGCAGGGGCCGAGGGAGUCGGCGAGGGUGGUCCCGAGGGCGCAGAGGUCCAUGGGCGAUCUGAGGUGCUCGACGGCCGCGGGCCUGGGCCUCUUCUAG